CCACCUCAGCAUGUAACAAAAACAGUAGAUGAGCAGGGUUUGCUGUCCAGUCUUACCACCACCACGACCACCAAGACCGCGCACCAGCCCGACCUACACGCAUAGGGACUAAGGAUGGAAACUUUCAAGAUGAAGAGCAUUCUGAAGGUGUCUAAGCUUAACUCCCAGCUGAAGUUGGAGAGCUCUACCCAGAGUCAAUCCAUUGGGGCGGUGCGCUGGAAUCUUCCUGAAGAGGACCUCCAGGCCCACAGCUCAGCCCCUACCAGCCCCCGCAAGAGCAGUGCCCCCUCCACACAUCGCUCAUCGCAACACCCUCAUCAGCAUGGCAUGAAGAACCUGCGCAGUCUACAGGAAUGUGUCCGCUUCAUCAACCACUGGAAGGAGCAGGUGGCCCAAGUCUGCAAGAGUGGCAGUGAUGCGGSGAAGGGCACCAGUAAAGRAGAGACCCCUGUGGAACUGAAAACAGAACACAGUCUGGAAGAGAGCAGGAAACUCAUUGUGCUGUGGGCCAAUGAGCUCAACAGCGUCGACAAGCUGGCGAAGGCUAGGCCCUGGGUGCAGGAGAGAUGUGAGGAGGAGGAGGAAGAAGAAAACAAGGAUGGCGAGRAGGACCCCGAUGAGGAAGUGCAGCAGAGGAUCAUGGAGUGGGCCAAGGAGCUGCAGAGCGCCUCAGAGAGUUGUGGGGUGCAGAGCAAUGAGCUAGGCAAUGUUCUGCGUCUGCUGGGUCUGAGGAAGAAGAGACUGAUCAACCUCCUGCCCUUACUGGAGUUCAUUACUUGGUCACUGCUCAAAGAGGACUGCAAGGGUGGCAUUUCUCCGCUGUGGCUGUCAGCAAAGCAGYGCACCUGGAAGGCAGGCACUCCAAGAUACAUCCCUAACUCAGUGUGGAACUGGAUGAUCAGUGCAUCAGCCGAUGUGACCUUUGACCCCAUGACCAACCACCUGUGGCUCCAGCUCUCAGAUGACCACCGCAAGGUCCAGGAGGGCAUAUCUGAGUCCAAUCUGCCCUUCAGUCCCCAGCGCUUCGACRCCUGGCCUGGCGUGCUGGGCUGGGAGGGAUACGCCUCCGGACGGCACUACUGGGAAGUCGACAUAGCCAACAACGGCUACUGGCGGGUUGGCCUGACCACGGCGAGUGCCAAACGCCAGGGCCGCUUCCCCAUGAGCCCCCAGACGGGCUACUGGACCCUGUGGCGCAGCAUGCACCAGUUCUACGCCUGUACCAAGCCUGAGACGCCCCUGCCCCUGGGUCUGGUGGCCCGCCGGAUGGGGAUCUAUCUAGACUACGAGGAAGGACAGAUCUCCUUCUACAACGCAGAGACCAAGACCCACAUCUAUACAUUCACAGGCAAGUUCAAGGAGAAGCUGUACCCGGUGUUUGCCCCGCUGGACGGACGCGCACUCAUCACCAUCAUCUCGCCACACAAGGUCUCUACACUUUGAAGACAUCAUGGGUCUUUGGUUAAGAGAUUCUCCCCAACAUAAGCUGACUACAGACCUGGUUUUCCUUUGCCUUUCAAUCACUGGCUUAUUUGGACUUGGAAAACCAGGUGUGUGGAGUGGACUCUGGUUAAUCAAUAAUAUUCAUUGAUCAAUGAAGUACCAAGAAUAAGAGAAAACCAUUGGAGAAGAGUUUGAGCAGUUGACACUUUGACCUGCAAAGCCUUGGGUUGAGCUUGGGUUUGCCCUGUUUCGACAACAGUUGGCUUAGACACUUCUGUAUGGAUCUUAGGAGCUGUAUGGGAAGAAACAAAUAGGAAACUUCAUACCCUAAAAUAAAACAAAUGAAUUUGACAA
Salvelinus sp. IW2-2015 is the source of this 1797-nucleotide messenger RNA. Its product is annotated as butyrophilin subfamily 1 member A1. Gene Ontology annotation, cellular component: cytoplasm. The record is from RefSeq and is a predicted model, not a curated record. Gene Ontology annotation, biological process: protein ubiquitination. Gene Ontology annotation, molecular function: protein binding; ubiquitin protein ligase activity. NCBI's taxonomy places the organism in Eukaryota, Metazoa, Chordata, Actinopteri, Salmoniformes, Salmonidae.